AAUUUUAUUUUUCCUUUUUAAGUGAAUGCUAAAUUUCGUUCAUUGCAAUAGUCGACGUUAAAUAAAACAAUAGAAAACAAUUUAAAUAGAAUUCGGUUCUAGAAAUAACGUGCUAAGUAUGCAUUAGGCAAAACCUAAAUUCGAUAAAAGAAAACAAAAUUUUUAAACUAGUGGUACCACUAAUUUUUAAUCACCCUUUAAGCUAUGAACCAGUUCAAUUCGCUUCUGAGGACAAUGUUGCAAAGCACGCGAAAAAUUAAUCGCUUACGUUCCCUGGGCAUCGUAACAACGGGCGCUGCGGCGCUAUGCUUGGGUAUCACCGUUUAUCACAAUCAGGAUCAUCUAUUCCGCUCUUUUGUUAUGCCUGUAGUGCGUCUACUGCCUGCGGAGACCAGCCACAAUUUGGCUGUGUUGGCUUGUAAAUAUCGCCUUUGUCCAACGUCAAGCUACAUGGAUGAUAUGAAUUUGCAUAACUCAUUUUUCGGGCGUCUCAUCAGCAAUCCAAUUGGCAUCGCAGCUGGUUUCGAUAAAAACGCGGAAGCCAUUUGCGGAUUGAAAGACUUGGGAUUCGGCUUCAUUGAAAUUGGUAGUGUUACGCCUUUGGCUCAAGAAGGCAACGACAAGCCACGUGUAUUUCGCCUGAUCAACGAUCGUGCCAUCAUUAAUCGUUAUGGCUUUAAUAGUGAUGGUCACGAUGUGGUGGCGGAUCGACUACGCAAAUUACGUGAAAGAGAGGACUUCAAUGCUGUUGUCGGCGUCAACUUAGGACGCAAUCGGGACACACAAACACCGGUUAACGAUUAUGUAUCGGGAAUCAAAACAUUUGGUCCCAUGGCUGACUAUCUGGUUGUCAAUGUGAGCAGUCCUAAUACUCAUGGACUGCGAGAUUUGCAGAGCAAAUCCAAGUUGACAGAACUGCUCGAGGCAGUCAAUCAUGCACGUGCUGAACUUAAGCACAACGAGAAAGUCCCAAUUCUUUUAAAGCUAUCGCCAGAUCUGGAUUUCGAUGAUAUGAAGGACAUCGUGGCGGUCAUUAAUAAAAAGAAUUGCCGUGUGGAUGGUUUGAUUGUAUCAAACACGACUGUGGCUCGUGACAAUAUCACCGACAUAAAGUUUGUCAAUGAAAUGGGCGGCUUAAGUGGUGAACCAUUGCGGGCACGCUCCACCAUGCUGAUUGCCCAAAUGUACGAACUGACCAAGGGCAGCAUUCCCAUCAUUGGCGUUGGUGGCGUCUCCUCUGGUCAGGAUGCCUUUGAGAAAAUCGAAGCCGGUGCUUCCUUUGUGCAGAUUUAUACUGCGCUAGCCUAUGAAGGACCCGACGUUGUCGAUCGCAUUAAAGAACAGCUCUCCUCACAACUUAAGCAGCGAGGAUUCUCCAAUGUCCGGGCUGCCACGGGCUCCAACUACAAGCAAUAUUUACCAUCGAAAUAACCUAAUACAGAAUAAAAUUGUGUGUAUAUACAUA
Drosophila sulfurigaster albostrigata is the source of this 1465-nucleotide messenger RNA. RefSeq names its product dihydroorotate dehydrogenase (quinone), mitochondrial (gene Dhod). The transcript has 2 exons. NCBI's taxonomy places the organism in Eukaryota, Metazoa, Arthropoda, Insecta, Diptera, Drosophilidae. Bases 205 to 1431 code for a protein of 408 amino acids. The record is from RefSeq and is a predicted model, not a curated record. Gene Ontology annotation, cellular component: mitochondrial inner membrane; cytoplasm. Gene Ontology annotation, biological process: 'de novo' pyrimidine nucleobase biosynthetic process; pyrimidine ribonucleotide biosynthetic process. Gene Ontology annotation, molecular function: dihydroorotate dehydrogenase activity.